Molecule: messenger RNA, 1544 nt
Organism: Poecilia latipinna (sailfin molly)
Lineage: Eukaryota; Metazoa; Chordata; Actinopteri; Cyprinodontiformes; Poeciliidae
Gene: pank2
Product: pantothenate kinase 2
Exons: 7
Coding region: 184-1479 (431 amino acids)
Biological process (GO): coenzyme A biosynthetic process
Cellular component (GO): nucleus; cytosol
Molecular function (GO): ATP binding; pantothenate kinase activity
Source: RefSeq, a predicted model, not a curated record
GCCCCGCCUACAUCUCUAUUGACAGCGAACAUAAAAAGGACGUGUAGCUCAGCCAUUUACGACUCCAGAUACCCAGCUAAUUAUCUCGGCUGCGAGGUUUUUGUUUGUAUUUACCCCACAAAUUAUAGGCAUUUAUUCACCUACUCGCAACUUAUAUCAUAUAUGUAGCUAAUUAGCCAUUCAAUGGCGUUUAAUCAACGCGACGAUGAUAUCGUCGACGGAGAAGACGAAACGCCCUCGAAGCUGCCGCGGUGCAACAAGGAGAUGCCCGGUUACUUUAGCAACGAGCCCCAAAAUGAGGCUGCCGAGUCCGCCGGGAGAGCUACAUCCGAGCGGCGAACGUCCAACUCGACCGCGUGGCAUCGGAGAGAUUCGUUUAAGAAGACCAGGCCGCCAUUUCCUUGGUUUGGGAUGGACAUCGGAGGCACCCUGGUGAAACUCGUGUAUUUUGAGCCCAAAGACAUCACUGCAGAAGAAGAGCAGGAGGAGGUGGAGAACCUGCGGAGCAUCCGGCACUACCUGACCUCCAACACCGCCUACGGCACCACCGGCAUCAGGGAUGUGCACUUGGAGAUGAAGGACCUGUCACUGUGCGGCAGGACGGGGAACCUGCACUUCAUCCGCUUCCCCACUCAUGACCUGCCUGUCUUCAUGCAGAUGGGCCGCAACAAGCACUUCUCCAGCCUCCACACCACGCUCUGUGCCACGGGAGGUGGCGCCUACAAAUUUGAGUCUGAUUUCCGUACGAUGGCCGACCUGGAGCUCCACAAGCUGGACGAGCUAGACUGUUUGGUUCGGGGGGUGCUGUACAUCGACUCGGUGAUCACCAGCGGCCCCUCGGAGUGCUACUACUUUGAAAACCCCAGUGACCUGGAUCACUGCGCUCAGAAACCCUACACACUGGAGAACGACUAUCCUCUGCUGCUGGUCAACAUUGGCUCCGGAGUCAGCAUCCUGGCCGUCUACUCCGAGAACAACUACAAGCGGGUCACUGGGACCAGCCUCGGGGGCGGGACCUUCCUCGGCCUGUGCUGCCUUCUCACUGGCUGCUCGACUUUCGAGGAAGCCCUAGAAAUGGCUUCUCAGGGGGAGAGCACCCACGUGGACAAGUUGGUCCGGGACAUCUACGGAGGAGACUAUGAGAGGUUUGGACUGCCGGGCUGGACUGUGGCCUCAAGUUUUGGCAGCAUGAUGUUCAAAGACAAAAGGGAGUCGGUGUCUAAGGAGGACCUGGCUCGGGCAACGCUGGUCACGAUCACCAAUAACAUCGGCUCCAUUACCAGAAUGUGCGCUCUCAAUGAGAACAUUGAGAGAGUGGUGUUUGUCGGGAACUUCCUAAGAGUGAACAUCCUCUCUAUGAAGCUGCUGGCCUACGCUAUGGACUACUGGUCCAACGGCCAGCUCAAGGCUCUCUUUCUUCGUCAUGAGGGUUACUUUGGUGCCGUCGGAGCCUUGCUGGGACUUCUGCAUCCGUCCUGAUCCCUCUUUGGAGGAAGAAAAAUAAAUAAAAAAGUCAAUCUGCUGCAGCAAUCAGAAGCACUUUA